AACUUAUCCUCAGAAAUGAAAUCGAAACUUAAGUCGUGUUAUUGCGCUUAUCGUAUUGUUUCCCUUUCCUUACACGACUCAUGGUGCAAUAGUCAGCAACGCGCUUUUUACCCCCCUGCCUACAACAUAAAUAAGCGAGCUGGAGAUUUUACUGUAGACGCUACAGCAAGGACCUCUCCUCCUCAAAGCGGAAGAAACAACUGCGCGUUGGAUAACACUUUUGCCGUUUCAUUAAACAAGAUCAUCUUAACUAUUUCUGAUCGACAACGGGUUCCGUGCUUACUUAACUUAUUUACGAUAUGAUUUGUGAAUUGGAAUUGCUUUUAAAUUACACAUGCUCUGCUGAAACUGGCCUUCCCUGACCUUCCACCAGGUCUGCUCUUUGUGCUAGAGGACGCACACUCUCACAGAAGUUGCACCUCAAGCUGCACCGGCCCCCUUCACGCUCCACCCCUGCGCUAUGAGCAGAGGUAGAGGAGGGCCCUACAGAGAACAGUACCACCGGCAUCCUCCACCUGACUUCCAGGCUAAGGACAAUUACUACAGGCCUGGCCCAGUCUCCUUUUACCCUAGAGCUGGCCCACAGCAGAGCCCAUACUCGAGUUACUACAACAGCCCUCCUCGUCCUGUAGGGCCCACACAGCCGCCCCCAGCUCAUCUCAUCCCCCCUGCUCCCCCCUUAUCAAAGCAAAAUAAAGUCACCCCUAAACCAGACGUCCCUAACAGCUCACAUUAUCAGAAUCACAGCCCCAGUCCUUGUCCCAAUUCCUUUCAGUACCAACAGGCAGAGUUUCUGAGAGGACACAGCUCUGAGGCGCCACAGUUCAGAGCCAAUCCGCGUGGAGGAGGAGGAGGCGGAGUCACAUCUGACAGGUGGCCUAAUUGUUCAUACCAGCCCCAGUCAGGUUACAACAGAUAUCCAUACCCUAACAGCAGCCCAAGAGGUAGAGGGGCGUACAGUCAGGAUCAGAGGUCUGUAUACCCAGGAGCCCCGAGAGGCACCCCAGGUCCUCGACACCCGAAUCCUAACCAGUUACAAGCGCAGAAGCACAACCAAUACUCAUGCCGUUUUCAAGCAGACUCGUUGUGUGACGAUUUACAGAAUCUAUCCCUUCAUCGAGAAUCUCCCAACAGAGGAGGAGAGAGGUUUGUCAGACAUUCUGCAUCGAGCAGCUCAGCAAGUUCAAGCUCGACAAAAGUUAACAUCACUCUAACUUCUGACAUCCAGGACCAAGUUUACAGGGCUUUGGCUGCUUUGAAGCCGAACGACUGUAUCUGUGCAAAAUUGUUGGGCAAACAACUGCGUCUGCCUAAAAAGAUAGUGAACCAGGCUCUCUACUCUUUGGAGCGCUCUCAGAAAGUCUCAAAGCAAGGACUCCUCCCUCCCGAGUGGAGUCUUUACAGAGAGCCUCUCAGUGGCAAGGAAGAUCACAAUUAUAACGGCCAAAGUUCACCUUCCCAUCUGUGUGUUAGCCCAGGACACCCUGCAGAUCCUGAAGUCAAGGUUGAGCUAAAAACAGACACAGAAGAAAGCCGGGGACAAGAAGAAGAGGACUGUGACACAGAAUCCAUUUCUUCCUGCUCCUCCUCCUCCUCUUCAGAGUCAUCUGAGUUUGAGGAAUCCCUGUCACCAGCAAAAGGUCACCAGCAGGAGAAACAUCCCUUCUGUGCUACGAGUUCCCCUGAUCCCGAACUCUCACUUUCCGCAAUGGCCGAGCAGAAAGAGCUAAUUCUGCAGUACCUCCUCACUGUAGGGGAGGUAACUGCUCUGGUCAUAUCAAAAAAUGUGGGUCUCAGGAGUGCCAAACAGGUGAAUCCCACCCUCUUCUCGCUGGAGAAACAAGGUGAAGUCAGUAAAAACACUGAAGUUACCCCUCACACCUGGGAGCUCUCCACCCGCCGCAGAGAGAGGAUGGAAAGGAGCAUUAAAGCCGCCAUGAGCUCUCGCAAUGAGGGGGGUCAGAUGGGGAAGGAACCCGGUAGAGGAGCAAAGGGAGAAGGCUCUGGUAUUCUCCCUUCGCCUCGACUACCGCCAAUCCCAGGCCUCAAACCCAAAACAGAGGAAAGUCGCAGUGAUGGUCACACUAUCAAGUCUGAACCCUUCCUCACCCCAUCUAAAGAGCUAGAGGCAAACGAAGGACAGUGGGCCACUGACGACAUCCCCGAAUUCCUGAACGCCAUCCGCAGAGAGACAGACGCUGGGAAACUACUAGCAGAUCAUGCAAAUAACUCUGUGGGAACUGUGGCUGUGUCGCUGGCUGCUCCACCUCCCCAGAACCUGUGGGCCAAACUGCAGGAGGUGAGGCUGAAGAACCCCGUCAGUGGCCUCAUGGAGUACGCCCAGUAUCUGGGACACAACUGUGAAUUCCAGCUCCUCGACCAAUCGGGACCCUCUCACGACCCACGAUUUCGCAUGCAGGUGCUGCUUAAUGGGAGGCUGUUUCCUGUCGCAGAGGCGUCCAGUAAAAAGGUUGCGAAAAAGGACGCCGCUGCCACCACCCUGACCAUUCUCAUCGCAGAGAUGCAGAGAGGGCCGAGCACGGAACCCGAUGGAAUUACCACCAGUGUGGAUCAAGUGAUGGCCGUACUCCCAGACCCUAGUGUGCCAGCUGAAGGCACAGGCGGUUUUGGGACGACGAGUGUGGAAGGGAUGGGGACGGUGGAAGCACCUCGGCCGCCGCUGUCCCGCUCUCUGCCCGGUGGGAAGAAUCCUGUGUCUGUGCUGAUGGAAUACAGCCAGCGCAGCGAGAGCCCCAUCGAAUUCAUAAUCACCGGGCAGGCCGGCCCACCCCAUGACCCGAGGUUCAUGUACAGGGUGAAGGUCGGAGAGAGCCUGUUCCCAGAGGCCUCGGCUCCGAGCAAGAAGGCAGCCCGCCAGCUUGCUGCAGAAGAGGCCGUGAAAGAGUUAAUGGCUGACGGGAGACUGCAGCUCAACAAGCCUCAGUUGCCCCUGGGCUCCUCCAGUGAUAGCGAUGGCAGUGGGUCUGGGACUACAUGUCCCUCUUUGCCUCCUCUGACUGCAGACGAGUUGCGAGCGGCUCACGAGGCAGGGGUCGGGGACCUAAUUAACCACCUCAACAACAACGCAGUGUCAGGUCUGCUGGAGUACGCUAGAGCCCGGGGCUUUGCUGCUGAGAUCCGACUGGUGGGCCAGUCUGGGCCCCCGCACGAGCCCAAGUUUACAUAUCAGGCUAAGCUGGGCGGACGCUGGUUCCCUCCUGUCUGUGCGUCCAAUAAGAAGCAGGGAAAACAGGAAGCAGCCGAUGCCGCUCUACGGGUCCUGAUUGGAGAGGCCGAGAGGGCAGCCCGCACCGGGGAGCUAAUCCCAGCUGAGCUCCCAGUGAGUGGCAGCACUUUGCACGACCAGAUAGCGAUGUUGAGUCACCAGCGCUUCAACGCCCUGACCACACGCAUCCAGCACAGCCUUCUGGGACGCAAGAUUCUCGCCACCAUCGUCAUGAGGCGGGGGGAGGGCCUGGGGACCGUUGUCAGCCUGGGAACUGGAAAUCGCUGUGUCAAAGGGGAGGAGCUGAGCCUUAAAGGGGACACUGUUAACGAUUGCCACGCCGAGAUCAUCUCCAGAAGGGGAUUCGUUCGGUUUCUGUACAUUGAACUGAUCAAGCACUACGACGGCACAGACGACAGCAUAUUUGAGCAAGCGGAGGACAACAAACUUCGAAUCAAAUCUGACAUCACCUUCCACCUCUACAUCAGCACGGCACCUUGCGGGGACGGCGCUCUGUUUGACAAGUCAUGCAGUGAGUCAGGGGACGACGUUGAGGGUCAUCAGCCUCUCUUUGAGAAUGCUAAGCAGGGCAAGCUCCGCACCAAAGUGGAGAACGGCGAGGGCACCAUCCCGGUGGAGUCCAGUGCCAUCGUCCCCACCUGGGACGGCAUCCAGCACGGCGAGAGGCUGCGCACCAUGAGCUGCAGCGAUAAGAUCCUGCGCUGGAACGUGCUGGGCCUCCAGGGGUCGCUGCUGACCCAUUUCCUGCAUCCCAUCUACCUGAAGUCCAUCACGCUAGGCUAUCUGUACAGCCACGGGCACCUCACUCGUGCUGUCUGCUGUCGGCUGUCCAGAGACGGGGAGGCGUUCACCCAGAGCCUCCCCUCCCCCUUCAUGCUGAAUCACCCAGAGGUCGGCAGAGUGAGUGUGUACGACUCGACGCGGCACACAGGCAAGACCAAGGAGUCCAGUGUGAACUGGAGCUAUCCGGACCAGCACAGUGUGGAGGUGCUGGACGGCACCAAAGGCAAACUGGACGGAUUCAAGUCAAUUCUUAACCCAAGCAGAGAUGGAUUUACCCAGACGCUCAGUGUGCCUCCAAAACGAUUUCCAAAAAUCAACAAACUGAGCGUGUCCAGGGUCUCCAAGUCCAACCUGUUCUGUCUGUUCCGCUCCGUGUGCCAGAAGAGCGGCCGCACUGAGCUCCUCACCCUGCCCUCCUACUCCCAGGCCAAGAUGUCUGCCACGUCCUUCCAGCUAGCCAAGGAUCUUUUCUUCCGAGCUCUCAGCAGCCACGGUUACGGCGCCUGGAUCGGCAAGCCGCUAGAAGAGAAGAGCUUUGACUCCGGCGAGGAGAAUGCGAACAAUGGAUCGAGUUUACCUUUUGGGUUCGGCAGCAGUAGAAACGGAGGAGCAAUGGAGAUCAAGCAAGAGGAGGCAGUGAUGAGCACAUCAUAAAGGGGGGGGAACAUAAGUAUGUGGGGCGAGGGGGGGGGGGAGCACAGGGCAGGGGCAGAUGGGAAAGGGUGGGAUCGAAGGAAAAAGGGACAAUCAAAUGUAGCCAGCAGAAGAUACAGCCCUGUAUCUUCUGAUGGAACAUGGUGAGAGGCUGUAGAGGAGAGCGAUGGAAAGUGACAUGAAGGAGAGCACGAUGUCAUUGGCUGAAGGAUGAAGAGGUCAUAGAAGAAAGACACACCUCUCCAGACAUCCACGGGGUGUACAGAAUAAUGUCAACACUACAUGAAAAACAAAUUAGUUAAAAGUCAGUAAAUCACCGUGGUAAUCACUGCAACAAAUCUGGGUUGUAUUAGUGCAUACUGUUUAUACUUGUGGGUUAAGUUGUCAUUUUUGUUUUUAUUUUGUCAUUGUAGUGUUUGGCAUAUGCUGCCAUUGUUUUUCCACCGUUCUACUUGAGAUAUAAACUCAUUUCUGCAGGAUCUUUGACUGUUGCAAUUGCAGUAUUGACCCAGAUAAUUUGGCCUCUUGAGACCCUGGUUUGUUUUCUAAUUUGGCCACGAGAGCUCAAGUAGCUGACAAGUGCUGCUAAUUGGCAUUCAACCGAAUAUGACCCACCUUUGUAGUAGUGUUUGUAAUUGUGAUGACAUUAAUUUAGAGUUUUUAAGUAUUCUGUCAUGGAGUGCUUGUUAUAUUUUCGGCUCUGUGUUUUGCUGCAUGGAAAUACAAACAGCUGUCUCUAGAACAGAGAGCAGACGCAUCGGGACGCCCUCAGCAGGAAUCUUGAUUUUUGAAAAUUGCACUCAUCCUAGAUAGAUGUCAGUGUCACGAGUAAACUUGCAAAUGAGUCUAUGCUCUGCACAGUCCCAGCUUGUUAUGUACAUAAGAAGACUUUUGCUUUGAUCAGUGGCGAAGUAAACAUUUACUCACUAACAACAACUCUCGAUCCAGCAGGCCCCUUUAAGUAACAUUUUAACUCGCCGUACACCCUGCCCCCUGCAUCUAUCCACAUGUCGUUGCAUUGUCUCCAUUAGCGUAGCGUAGGUCAGCGCGCCCCUUUGAUCAGUCCUAUGAUUUCUCUGUGCUUAUAAAGAAUUAAUGAUGUCACGACCUCUAAGAAGUAAAAUAUCUCUGUUAUUGCUUGUGUGAUUUUUUAAGUAUUUUUCCUUUUAUAUUUUCUUCACUUCUGGCAAAGUCAGUAGCUGGCCAUGCUAGCAAAAGGCUACCAAAAUGCUCUCUAGCAUGGCCGGUUGUUGAGGACGGCUGGGUGAGGACAGUUUUGUUGUCCAAGCAGAGUGUGUUGUUGAUUUAGUUUUAUGUAGAUCGAAGGUGCAAUAUAUACAUCGGGUAUAUACAAAUACAUUUACACAGAGAUGUUACAGUGGGGGCCGAAAGCCUGAGUCCAGUUCAGGGAACUUGUUUUUUGAAAACGAACAGAAAGUCAAAUACUUGCAUGAUGUUUUUAUAAUAAAUGCAGGUAGGUUAAGGAUUUUGUAUUAAUAUUUUCUUUUCUUUUUUACAAUUUGAGAAUCUACAUUAUCUGAGAUGUGCUUUGAUAUCUUGAUGUUAGUUUGUCUCCGAUGUUUUUUGUGAUUGAGGUCAGGUAGCUACAGAGAAGGGAAGCAAGGCAAGUUAGCAUUGUAUGAAAAUUCAUAUGAUGUUAUUUAGCUUUGAGGAUUGUAAAGGGCCAUUUAUCUAAAGGAAAAUGACGGUGUUAAGCUUAAAGAUUAUAUGCCUUUCUAUAGUGGCACCUUUUUCUGUUCAGUGUUUAAUAAUCUUUUUUACGACAGUCCUGCAGUUCAGGUUUAAUUGAUUUUGUUGCAGCCUUAAGCAGGGAUAUGUGCUAUUGUUCGACCCUAAGUAAAACAUUCGACACAGGUAGACCGAAAGUCCUUUAGACAUGUAACAUGGACAAGUACUUAAAUCAGAAGCUUUGAGAGAACAACACUUGUAUACGUUUUGUAGUUUUCAUCAUUUACAUGCACAGUUCUCGGUAGUGGACUCAGACUUUUGGACCCCACUGUAUUCGAAAUUGAUCUUAAAGUAUAAAACUGUAAAUAUGUCUGUGUGUAUGUAUAUGUAUAAGUUUAAUGUAUAUAUUUUGUAAAUCAUCUACAAUUGCUUUUCUAUAUUUCGUUCCUGAUGUUUGAACUAAACUGCAAUGGAAUAUGCUGUUUUUUUACCAAUGAUGUUUGGAAAGUUACGAAAAAUUAAAUGAGUAUCAAGGA
Trematomus bernacchii (emerald rockcod) is the source of this 6909-nucleotide messenger RNA. It is a transcript of the gene adar, whose product is annotated as adenosine deaminase RNA specific. Gene Ontology annotation, biological process: adenosine to inosine editing; RNA processing. Gene Ontology annotation, cellular component: nucleolus; cytoplasm. Gene Ontology annotation, molecular function: double-stranded RNA binding; double-stranded RNA adenosine deaminase activity; tRNA-specific adenosine deaminase activity. NCBI's taxonomy places the organism in Eukaryota, Metazoa, Chordata, Actinopteri, Perciformes, Nototheniidae. The record is from RefSeq and is a predicted model, not a curated record.